Messenger RNA from Phycodurus eques (leafy seadragon), 857 nucleotides. RefSeq lists its product as uncharacterized. The coding region runs from base 7 to 537 and encodes 176 amino acids. The record is from RefSeq and is a predicted model, not a curated record. Lineage: Eukaryota; Metazoa; Chordata; Actinopteri; Syngnathiformes; Syngnathidae. The transcript has 6 exons.
UGGAUCAUGGGCUUUACUGUGUGGCUGUGUUUGCUCUGCCUGCAGGCGAGCCUGCUGUCUCAUGCGCUUGACUGCUCGGGAGGAAGCCCGGCCGACUUGUGCGUCAACACCCAGACGACGGACGAGCAGACGGGUGAUCGGGGCCUGCAACGGCCAAUGCCUUCAAAUGAAGAACAGGUCCUGCUCAGGCGGAAGAGACAGUUGGAGAAGAGAGGCCACGCCUACCCGGUUCACUCUAACCUUCCUGGAGUAAUCUCUGCGAAAGGCUUUCCAAACAGUCUUAUCCAGGCUGACAGGUCCAGGCGACACUUGGCUCAAGCAGCGAAUAAGAAGAAGAACAAGCGUAAAUCCCGUGUCGGCUCCUUUUCCCUCCUUAGCAACGAUAAGAAAUCCAACCCCCUACAGGUGAUCAGAGCAAGAAGACAGGUGACGAACGAGCAGCCCAAAUACGGCAAUUCCGGUCGGUCCGAGGCUUUCUCUGUCCUGGGAGAUCCACAGAAUGACAGACACAAUGGAAGACCCAAGAGAAGCAUAUAGAAGACAAUAACAGCAGAGUGCAAUGUUAUUAUUAUGGUUAAGUCGACAUACACAAGAAGAGAUGUGUCUAGACCUUAGAAGGAAAACAGACAAACGCACAAGCAGUUUAUUGGUUUGUGUGUGUCUAACAUUACUGUUUCAGCUGUAAGAUAGUCGAUUGAUCAGUUAGCAAUUAUAUGCUAAGGUUCUAAUAUGUAAUGCCUGCAUGUUAUGAAAAAUUAGCAAAAGAUACAUAAGGCAUUCUCGUCCAUUAUUGUAUUUUAUCAGAUAGUGAGGGUUAUAUUUUUGCAGAAAUGUUUUGUUGUGUUAUUAUAUGAGAU